Molecule: messenger RNA, 2118 nt
Organism: Ogataea haglerorum
Lineage: Eukaryota; Fungi; Ascomycota; Pichiomycetes; Pichiales; Pichiaceae
Exons: 1
Coding region: 1-2118 (705 amino acids)
Biological process (GO): actin cortical patch localization; cellular bud site selection
Cellular component (GO): cellular bud neck; plasma membrane
Source: RefSeq, a predicted model, not a curated record
AUGGUGCCUACGCUCGACUACAUAUUUGUAUCAGAGUUCGACAAACUCAAAGGAGUGGUAGUGAAACGGCAGUUCCCCUCGUCUCCGGCUGUUGACCAGUUGGAGGGACUCAUUGACUUACUGAUGCCCUUGAACCUGCACAAGUAUUUGAAUACUAUCCAUUACACUGUUGUCCCCCUGUUCAUUGAUCCAGUGUCAGGACUGAUUUCUUGGCAGGAACAGACCAAAAACUGCGAAAGAAUCUAUCUCUACACCUUGAGCUAUUUUCAAGAAGACAGUUCCUACAGGAAUGGCACUGCAAUGGCUUUGUCGAUUCUUACUCGGCUGCCACUGUUUGAUACUUUCAAGCCUCUAAUGACCUAUUUACUCCACAAUGUGAUGGCAACGCCCGAUAAGUUUGAUACUGUUGAGCUGGCACUCAAGGAACUGAACAAAAUCAGGAUUGCUGAGCUCGUAGACGAAUUUAGGUUAAACAAGCAUGCAAGAUUCUUGCUAAGCCGUCUCGAUGACCUGAGCGUUUCUGUGCCCUCUCGCUUGACAGAGUUUACAAAAUCUGACCGGUUUUUCAGGUCCAAUCUGAAUCUUGGCAAGACCAAGUUCCCUCUUCAGAUUCCCGCAUUACCCCUGGUCUCGUCGUCAUGUGCUAUGUACGGUAUUGACUUGGCCAGAGAACGACUUUUGAGGGACUAUCUCAUUAAAAUGAAAAAUAUAGAGCUCGUUCUUCCAAAACAGCCAUCCUUGGUACCCUAUUCCUCGAUCCAGCCACUACAUGUGAUUUUCAACGCUAUUCUUACAAAGAAGAAAAUCGUGCUCUACUCCUACGACUCAUGCUAUAACGACUUGAUGGAUAUCGCUCAGGCGCUACUUCUUCUUGUUGAUGGAGAUUAUCCAUGCUAUCCGAUUCUAGAUCUUGCCACUUUGGACAUCCCUUUGCACCUGCCCCACUACAUUGUCGGAACCUCAAAUCUUCUAUUCAAAGACCGGCUGCCUUGGGAUUUAUUUCUUAGUGUCGACUCUAAUCAAUUAUUGGUUCGAGAAGAAGAGGACCUCUCUGAAAAGAAAGUACAAAAAAGGCUAUCUUCGGAGUCAAAGUUCAGGCAGCUUUUUAGAAGAGGCACUCCAUCUGUCCCAAUUAUAAAAGAGGGCAUCGAUCAUAUAGUGCUAGAUAAUUCCUGGGACCCAACAUUUCCACUGAUUGAUCCAGAAGCUGAUAAGGAGUUUUUUGCGCCCGUAACCGAGCCAAACUUCUUUUCAACAGGGUUCAGUUUCACGCCCUCUAUUCCUUCAAAUGCUGAACCGCCUCAUAUUCACACUCAAAUGAACCAGUUAGUAGACAAACUUGUGGCAGAUCAUCAUGGAGACCUGACGAUUUAUCAAGCAUUGACCAAAUACCUCUAUGAGCUUGAUUUUAUUGUCUUCAAAGCAUUCAAGUUCUACAUUAAUUUAAGCAAGCUGAAAAGCUAUAGACAUUUUGCUCUUUUGAAAUUGGAGGAACCGGACUUUGAAGAUUACACGUUAAUCCCAGAAUUACGACUUUUCAUAAGAGAGAACCAGGUUGUUCUCCCGCUGGCCAUCAACCAUCCUUACAAAGUGGAUAUGCCGCCACCAAUCAACAACAAACUGCUCGACUAUUAUACUUCAGUCGUGAAUCAAAACCACAAUUUAUUCAAAACUUUUCAAAAGAUAGAGGUACCAAGUGAUACCGUGUAUUAUUGGCUUGAUGGGUACUGUUUUGAGCUGGACCUUUAUCUUUUGUCGAAAGAGGUUUCCCAGCUUCUUGAGAGGGGAAAAGACGUUGGCUUCCCAAAACGCAAACUGUACCAGCUCUUUAGAGCCAUCAACCAGCUCCUGAAGUCCAGAACCAGCGGAGGAUUUGAAAAGUUUCUUGCGGCGCUAUAUGUGCAAUCUGGUGGCUUUGAAUCCUUUGAAAACCUGCUAAUAAUUGCCUCAAUCUAUAUUAACAAACCUCGCAACGAAAACGAUGAGGUGAUGAUUGAAUUCAAGCGGUUUCUUAGCCUGAUACUAAAUCACCAGUUCCUCACAGUUUAUUUGCUACCGCUUUUGAAUGAUUUUAUCAAACUUAGCAUAAACGAUUUUAUAGAUCAUCACAUGUACUAA